Porites evermanni is the source of this 468-nucleotide messenger RNA. NCBI's taxonomy places the organism in Eukaryota, Metazoa, Cnidaria, Anthozoa, Scleractinia, Poritidae. The record is from the annotation of a GenBank genome assembly.
AUGCUUGGUUCGUUGUUCAACUCCAUUUGGCCUGUACCGAUCGGUUUCCUGUUCUCCCUGUUGGUGAUAAUGGCGUGCAUUUUUCGCAGACGGAUCUUUCGUUGUUUGAAAGUCAAGCAAAGUAGCGUGGGCUCGGGAACAUACACUCAACACGGCGAAAUAAACACAGCAGUCGAAAUUCCUAUCAACACAGAUUCAGGAAUAAUAGCAAACUCGACACCUGCUUCACAGAGGACAGAACAACGAUCUGAACAAGUGAACGAAUAUCCCAUUUUGACUCUACCAAAUCCCUCCAGCACUGUAAGCAUUAUAUCGUCUCCUACAAAUGACACUUUACUUCGGGGAUUCCAUCUAAGUGCAACAAGUGAACAAGAUUCGGCUUUGGAAGAAGCACCGCCGCCUUCAUACGGCUCUCUCUUCUAUUGUCCACCACCAAAAUACGAGGAUGUAGUGGUAACGACACAGUAG